Molecule: messenger RNA, 2061 nt
Organism: Aureobasidium pullulans EXF-150
Lineage: Eukaryota; Fungi; Ascomycota; Dothideomycetes; Dothideales; Saccotheciaceae
Exons: 4
Coding region: 1-2061 (686 amino acids)
Biological process (GO): urea transmembrane transport
Cellular component (GO): plasma membrane
Molecular function (GO): urea transmembrane transporter activity
Source: RefSeq, a predicted model, not a curated record
AUGGCAGAAGCUCUUCUCAAUCAAGCUCAUGGCUAUGGCAUUAUUAUUGGCUUGUCGAUAUUGUUUUGUCUUAUCAUUCUCGCUGCUGUGCGGGUGCAGAAAAGAUAUCUUGCUGAAGACAGCGAGCAGUCUGAGAUGUUCAUGGUGGCCAACAGAUCGGUAGGCACCGGUCUGACAGCCAGUGCUGUUUUCUCAAGUUGGAUGUGGAUUAAUGAGAGUGUCAUAUGUGCGGCUUACACUUACAAGUGGGGCAUUGCACUACCCGUCUGGUGGGCAAGUGGUCUCUCAUUCCAGAUUGCCUUGAUGGCUUUACUCGGUAUCGUCGCUAAGUUGAGAGUUCCUUACGCUCAUACGUCGCUCGAGUUCAUGCGUAUGAGAUAUGGAAAAUAUGCUCACUGCAUCUUCAUCUUGUUGAAUCUCAUCAACAACAUUUUUGGUUGUGGAAGCAUGAUUUUAGCAGGCGCACAACUGGUUACCGGAAUGACUGGUAUGCAUGUCAUUGCUGCGUGUAUCUUGAUUCCUGCUGGAGUUGUCAUCUAUACCGCUGUGGGAGGGCUGAAAGCUACCUUCAUCACCGAUUAUUUGCAUACUGCCAUCGCCCUGAUCUUGUUGAUCUAUUUCUCUCUAGCAGUGCUUACAAAUGAACACGUUGGUGGAAUCUCUGGUCUGUACCAGAAAGUCAAGGCUGCAGACGACUACAUUGAGGGCAACUACAUGGGAUCUCUCCUGACCAUGAAGUCUAAGAGGGCUGUGCUCUUCGGAUUGGUGCUCAAGUUUGGUAACCUCGCACUUGUACUCAUGGACACGGCAUUCUGGCAGAAGAGUUUCGCUUCCGAGGUCGAAUCGGUCGUUCCUGCCUACGACCUUGUCAGCGUUGUCAUUCUUGCCGUCCCUUGGUGCACCGGUACCAUUAUCGGUUUGACUGGAAGAGCCAUCGAGAAGACACCCAUCUGGUGGGAUUACCCAAAUCUACUCACAGAGACUCAAGUCAAUUCCGGUCUAGUCAUGCCAUACGUACUCCGUUCUCUCCUUGGCCAAGGCGCAACGACUGGACUCCUAGUGCUGAUCUUUAUGGCCAUCACAUCUACCGUAUCUUCCUCGGUCAUUGCCGUCAGCAGUAUCAUUUCUUUGGACUUCUACCGCGCCUAUAUCAAUCCCAAGGCUUCCGAUCGAAAGGUCCUUCAAGUCAGUCAUAUUGGCGUUGUGGGCCACGGAUGUUUUAUGGCAGCCUUUGCAAUCAUGUUACAAUAUGCUGGAGCGACAAACAAUUGGUCUACUUACUUUAGACCCAUUGUUGCUUGCCCUGGUAUUUUCCCCCUGAUGUUGACGCUUCUUUGGUCAAGACAGACCAAGGCAGCUGCUAUUCUCUCACCUAUACUGGGAUUAGCUUCUGGUGUUGCUACAUGGCUGAGUCUGUCUUACGUUUGGGGAGGAAAAAUUGACAUUCAGACGACACAAGAGCAGUUACCUGGUCUCUAUGGCGCCAUUGUAUCUUUCUUCUCGCCAGCACUUUUCUCAGUCAUCAUCUCACUGGCACGACCAAGCCAAUUCGACUGGAGAGAAUUCCUUCGCAUCGACCUCAUCGAGGACAGCAGUCAACCCAGUACCUCUCUACCCUCACCUCAAGACAGCAAAGACGACAUCACCAAGAUAUCUCCAGCACACUCCAGCCCGGUCAACGAGAAACACCAACCCACCAUCGAUGCAGAAGCAAAAGCCGGUCUCGUCAGUCCAGCACCUUCCAUCUCAACGCGCACCGGAAGUCUCGACGACAUCGUGCAUCCUUUCAGCGACCAGACCAUCCGCCACAUCAAGAAAUGGAGAACCUACGCUGCUGGCUAUUUCGUCCUCAAUCUCUUGGUCACGGUUGUAUUAUGGCCGGUCCCUAUGUAUCGAGAUUACAUUUUCUCGUCAUCGUUUUUCAAGGGUUGGGUGACUGUGGCGAUUAUUUGGCAUUUCGCUGCCAUGUUGGCUGUGAUCGUUUAUCCGGUUUGGGAUGGACGGUUCGUUAUUGGUACGGUGUUCAAGGGUGUUCAGAAGGAGUGGAGUAAAAGUGGAUGA